Messenger RNA from Zychaea mexicana, 1995 nucleotides. RefSeq names its product major facilitator superfamily domain-containing protein. Lineage: Eukaryota; Fungi; Mucoromycota; Mucoromycetes; Mucorales; Lichtheimiaceae. Gene Ontology annotation, molecular function: transmembrane transporter activity. The record is from RefSeq and is a predicted model, not a curated record. Gene Ontology annotation, cellular component: membrane. The transcript has 10 exons. The coding region runs from base 1 to 1560 and encodes 519 amino acids. Gene Ontology annotation, biological process: transmembrane transport.
AUGAAAGAUCAAACUAAUAAUGCGACAACCACGACAGAAGAAGAAGAAAAAAAGAUCGUUCGAGCUCUGGACAGGCAUUUGAUGCCAUUGUUUUGCGUGUUUUAUUUUACUGAUUAUCUCGAUAGAGCCAAUAUUGGCAAUGCAAGUCUGGCUGGUAUCGAAGAAGAUCUCAAUUUAUCAGCAACACAGUUGAGCACCGCAAUUUCAGCAUUUUACAUUACCUAUAUUUUAUUUGAAGUACCUUCCAACAUGAUCCUAAAACAGACCAGUGCAACGAUAUGGCUGUCGAGUAUCAUGCUAUGCUGGGGAGUUAUCACACUUGUAAUGGGAUUCGUUACCAGCUUUGGUGGUCUGCUGGCUGCUCGUUUACUGCUAGGCAUCGCCGAAAGUGGAUAUAUUCCCGGUAUUUUGUAUCAAAUGUCUCGCGUCUAUCAAGCCCGAGAACUAGGCAUACGGAUCUCAAUCUUGCUGUGCAUGUCUGCGAUGUCAGGCAUUUUAUCAGGACCCCUCGCAUACGGGACAUCCUUCUUAGAAGGUCGCAACAACAUGCAUGGAUGGCAGUACCUAUUCAUCUUAGAAGGCGUGCCCACCAUUGCCCUGAGUGUGGUAUCCUAUCUUUUGCUAUUCGAUAACGUUGACGAGGUCAAGUGGUUGACACCUGCCCAAAAGCAAUUACAGCAUUGUCGUAUGCAGGCUCAGCAGCUCAUGGACAGUACCGCAUCAUCAUCACUGCCCGAAGAAGAGAAUAGAGAUACGGAGAAGAAAGAGCAGGAUGGCCGUCUUCAUAGUGGUGGCACUAGUUGUGAUGGAAAGAAAACGACAACAGGUCAAUGGGUUGCUCUGUACAAGGCAUUCACGGAUUGGAAAAUGUGGUUGUUUGCCUUGGUGUAUAUGCUGCAUGUUGUCAAUUUCUCAAGCUUUUCAAUAUUCUCUCCGGUAAUUAUUGACGGAUUUGGCUUUUCGGUAUUAACCUCUCAACUGUUGGCCGCUCCUCCAAACAUUAUCGCGGUCACCGUGGUACUUUUCAGCGGCUACUUGAUUGAUCGAUACGAUAACUGUCGAGCAAAAUUGCUCGUUGCAAGCGCUCUUAUUCUCACGGUUGGGUAUACAAUGAUGCUCGUAUUACAACAACGAUGGGCACUUUAUGGGUCAUUGUUCGUUAUACCGGCAGGACUGGGAUUACAAGGCCCUGCUGUCGUUGGCUGGUCAGCUGUCAACUUUCCAGACUUAUCUGUGCGCGCUGUUGCAGUUGCGUUAGUCGUCAUGAUUGGUAAUUCAGGUGGCGUGAUUGCUUCAUAUCUGUAUCCUUCCACGAACGCCCCUCAUUAUUAUUUUGGGAACGGGUUCAAUUUGAUAUGCGCCAUCCUAACGGGCCUUGUCUCUGGUUUAACGGGAUACUUGCUUUCUCGAGAAAAUAAGCGAAGAGAGGAACUCUGGCAAGCCAUGAUGUCUAAAGAGAAACAACAACAACAACUACAGGCUUUUGGCAGCGAAAGUUGUAUCAUUGAAAAGCUAUCGUCCCCACGAUGGGAAGAAAUGAAGUAUCGGCUAUAUUAUUGAAUUGAAGUACAUUGAAAUUGUAGUAUAUAUAAAAAUAGUUAUCAUCAUCAUCGUCAUGUAGUUGCUGUGUUGAGGGAGUGAGUUGUAUUUUGCUGCUGGAGAGUCAUAUAUAAUAUUAGAGGAGAAGGAGGAUAGGUAGCGAUGGGCUUGUGUAUGUAGUACAAAUAAUACAGAAGAGAAGAAAGGAAUGCAAAACUGGGCGUUUUCAAGUAGAGUUGUAAGAGAGGAACAAGAAAAAGAAAAAGAAAUAGUUACGUAUCAACAGAGGUACUAGUACGGGUGCUGUUGAUGUUGAUGUCUUGCGAUACUACCGAGCUCCUGCCUCACAAUAAUGCGAAAGUCAUCAACAAAUCCAGGAUGAUCAUAGUUUUCGUUGACAGUGGGUUCUGUCGCAUGUCGUCGGCGUGUUACGCGCCUUGCAGUAGUUGCAUUGCU